AUGGCCUCUCUUUCUACGUCGAAUAUACGUCCUAAACCGUGGGAGAGCCGAACAAUGAAUGAAGAAAGUCUGCCCAAUAACGACCAUGUUUUCAAUUUAUCGUCAAUAGCAAAAGUAUCAAAGAAAGUCACAUUUCAAGAAAACAAAUCAGGAAGAAAUGAUGUAUACCAAGAGCAUAAUGAUGCAUCUGACAAUGGCCGUAAUGAGGCUCCAGAAAUCCCCAACCCAUUGCCUGCGAAUAUGUUUAACCAAAAUCACAAUAAUUACGAUGAUCUUGAUAGAACUACAAGUAAUUGGAAUAGCAUCAAUCAAAACUCAAGUCUACCUGGAUAUCUAAAUUCUGCAUACUCUGGAACUCUAAACGGUUUUAGGAAUAAUUUCAAUUCCCCUUAUAAUAAUAAUAUGUAUGAACAAGGUAAUCCAUAUAGUUACAACAAUAUGAAUGGUAGUAAUAUGAAUAACUCCACUGAAUCAACUUUUCAACUAAUAGAAGGGGUUAUUGGCGCUAUAGGUGGAUUUGCUCAAAUGUUAGAAUCAACAUAUGUUGCGACACAUAAUUCUUUUUUUACAUUAUUAUCAAUCGCAGAGCAAUUUAAUUAUUUAAAGGAAGUGUUUGGAUCAGCAUUAGGAAUUUUUUUCUUUAAUAAAGUUUAUGAAAAAAUAUUAAACAUUGCAACACAUGGUACAAAGGGACUGCCAUCAUCUAAAAAUGAAUUGAAAUCAUCUAUGAUUAAAGAAUUUGUCAAAUUUCAACAAGGAAUCAACGAACGCAGAAGACAUAAAAUAUCAUGGAAACCGUUGCUGCUUUUCCUGUUCUCCAUUGUUGGAUUACCUUAUAUUUUAAAUAGGGUUAUCUCUAAAUUACAGACGAUAGAGUCUAGUCACGGAGUUAAUGAAAAGAUAGAUCUAUCAAACUUAGAGUUUGCAAGGGCACUAUUUGAUUUCAACCCUGAGAAUCGAAAAAUUGAAUUAACAUUAACCAAAGGAGAUUUAAUGGCGAUUUUGACAAAGAAAGAUCCUUACGGAAACACAUCUAAAUGGUGGAAAGUUAGAACUAAGAAUGGAGAUACAGGUUAUGUUCCAUCUAAUUACAUUGAAAUAAUACCAAGAAACAAAACUAAAAUAAAAGUAACGGCCACCGAAUAA
Molecule: messenger RNA, 1146 nt
Organism: Tetrapisispora phaffii CBS 4417
Lineage: Eukaryota; Fungi; Ascomycota; Saccharomycetes; Saccharomycetales; Saccharomycetaceae
Gene: PEX13
Product: peroxin PEX13
Exons: 1
Coding region: 1-1146 (381 amino acids)
Biological process (GO): protein import into peroxisome matrix, docking
Cellular component (GO): peroxisomal importomer complex; peroxisomal membrane; peroxisome
Molecular function (GO): protein binding
Source: RefSeq, a predicted model, not a curated record